GCACUGUGACGCAUGCGCGGUGGCGGCGCCUGGAUUGCGCUUCGUCGUGCGGCGGCGGCAGCGCCGGUUCCCCUCCCCCCACCCUCGCGGGCGGACGGACGGACGGACGGAGCAGGAGCAGGGCCAGGCCGGAGCCCGCCAGGCGGAGGAGGGAGGAAGGAGGAAGGGCCCGCCGCCGCCGCCGCCGCCGCCGCCAUGAUGGAGGCCCAGCGGACCUGACGGGCGCCUUCUCCAUGGCGGGGCGGCGCGGCCUGUGAGGAAGGCGGCCGGUCUCUCUCUGGCUCUGUGGGGCGCGUGCGCGGAGUGCGCGGCCGUCCCGCCCGGCGGGGCCGCCAUCAUGUCCUGCGUCCACUACAAGUUCUCGUCGAAGCUCAACUACGACACGGUCACCUUCGACGGGCUCCACAUCUCGCUCUGCGACCUCAAGCGCCAGAUCAUGGGCCGCGAGAAGCUCAAGGCGGCCGACUGCGACCUCCAGAUCACCAACGCCCAGACCAAGGAAGAAUAUACGGAUGAUAAUGCCCUGAUUCCCAAGAACUCAUCUGUUAUUGUCAGAAGAAUUCCAAUUGGUGGAGUGAAGUGUGCCAGCAAAACCUACGUCAUAAGUCGAACGGAUCCCGUGAGUGGAACUUCAAAAGCAAUUGAUGACUCUUCUGCAUCUAUUUCUCUGGCCCAGCUUACAAAGACCGCCAAUCUGGCUGAAGCCAAUGCUUCCGAAGAAGAUAAAAUUAAAGCUAUGAUGUCACAGUCUGGCCACGAAUAUGAUCCGAUCAAUUAUAUGAAGAAGCCCCCGGGUCCGCCUCCACCGACAUACACUUGCUUCCGUUGUGGGAAACCUGGCCAUUAUAUCAAGAACUGCCCAACCAUUGCGGACAAGAACUUUGAGUCUGUUCCCAGGAUUAAAAAGAGCACAGGAAUCCCUCGAAGCUUUAUGAUGGAGGUGCAGGACCCCACCACCAAGGGCGCCAUGUUGACCAACACAGGGAAAUACGCCAUCCCGACCAUUGAUGCAGAGGCCUAUGCUAUUGGCAAGAAAGAAAAGCCCCCUUUCUUGCCGGAAGAUCCGUCUUCUUCAUCAGAAGAGGACGAUCCAAUUCCCGAUGAGCUGCUGUGUUUGAUCUGCAAAGAUAUAAUGACUGACGCCGUGGUUAUUCCCUGUUGUGGCAACAGCUAUUGCGAUGAAUGUAUCAGAACAGCCCUCCUGGAAUCGGAGGAACACACCUGCCCAACUUGUCACCAGACAGACGUGUCUCCUGAUGCUUUAAUUGCCAACAAGUUUUUGCGCCAGGCUGUCAAUAAUUUCAAGAACGAAACUGGCUACACGAAACGGCUGCGCAAGCAACCCCAGCCCCCUCGGCAGACGGCUUCACGGAACGCACCUUCCAUGCCGAGGGCAGGCAUGUCAAGGCAGCAAGACCCCCUGAUGGUUCCCCCCUCCUCUGCUCCUGGUCAUGCCGCUGCACCUCUUGCCUUGCCGCUGGCAUCAGCCACAGCAGCGCUGCCCAUCAAUCCGGCUGCCGGAGAGGUCCUCCCGGCCUCCGUAUCCAUGGCUGUUCACCCAGACAAACCUGAAGGACUGUUCCGGGAGGGUGACGGUAUAGGUCCAGCGGCUGCCUCAGAGCACUCAAAGCCGCCUUCCUCGUUGUCUGUUAAUACUGUGAUGGAGGAGAAGGGCUAUCAGGUUCCUGUGCUGGGGCAGCUGGGCCCUCAUGGGCAUUCCAUCCCCUCCAUGGGUCAGCCAAUGAGACCUAACCCUGUUCGCUCUGCAGGCAGCCGGUCUGGCUGGGAGCCAAGUUCAAACCGAGGACGCCCGCAUAGUGACCGCACACAAAGGACUCAGGCCCCAACACUUCCAGCCUCCACCCAAGUGUUUGUGCCCGUGCCGCCUCCGCCUCCCCCCCUGUACCCGCCUCCCCCCCAUGCACUUCCUCUUCCACCGGGGGUGCCUCCGCCACAGUUUCCUCCUCAGUUUCCACCGGGUCAGCCUCCACCUGCUGGGUACACAGUUCCCCCUCCGGGAUACCCCCCAGCUCCAGCAAACAUAUCAACACCUUGGGUACCAACAUCCGUGCCAACGGCUCACUCAAAUGCCAUCCCAACGACACAACCUCCUCCUCUAUCUAGGGAGGAGUUUUACAGAGAGCAACGGAGACUAAAAGAGGAGGAAAAGAAAAAGUCAAAACUUGAUGAGUUUACAAAUGAUUUUGCUAAGGAACUGAUGGAAUACAAAAAAAUCCAGAAGGAGCGCAGGCGUUCUUAUUCCCGCUCCAAAUCGCCAUAUAGCGCAUCUUCAUAUUCAAGAAGCUCUUAUACAUACUCCAAGUCACGAUCCGGCUCGUCCCGCUCAAGGUCGUACUCCCGCUCGUUCAGCCGCUCCCACUCCCGCUCCUACUCCCGGUCGCCCCCAUACCCACGGAGGGGCAGGGGGAAAAGCCGAAAUUACCGUUCCAGGUCACGAUCUCAUGGAUAUCAUCGGUCGAGGUCGAGGUCGCCACCCUACCGGAGGUAUCAUUCACGAUCAAGGUCUCCAGUUUACAGGGGCCAGUCCCCAAAUAAGCGCCCUGUUUCUCAGGGAGAAGGGGAAAGGGAGUACUUCAACCGAUACCGAGAAGUCCCUGCCUAUGACGUGAAAGCCUUCUAUGGGAGGCCUGCAGACCUGAGAGGAGACCCCUUUGAAAAGGACAGAUUCCGUGAAUGGGAGAACUACAGAGAGUGGUGUGAGAAAUAUUACAAGGGCUUUCCGACUGGAGCCCAACCCAGACCUCUGCUGAACAGAGAGAACUUCUCGCCAGAGCGCUUUGGGCCCCCAGGACCUCGCCGAGAGAAUUCUCCCUACAUUCGAGGGCGGAGAGAUGAAUACCCAGGAGGACUAGGCCAUCGGAAUCGUGGCACAGGCCCCAGCUAUUCUGAAAAGUUGCCAGCCCGGGAGGGCCACGCUAUGAAAGAAAUGGCCAAACUGAAAGAGAAGGAGGUGGAAAAUGCCCCCGGAGAUGGGAGAGGAAAUAGACACAAGAAGCACCGGAAGAGAAGGAAGGGAGACGAGGGCGAAGGCCUUCUUCCCAGUGCUGACCUCUUGGAAGGCUCACGGAAACCAAGGGACCCUGCUGCAGGGGAAGAUGGCAAACCUGAGCCUCUCUUCAUGCUCCCAAGCAGGGACGAUGCCACCCCUGUCCGGGACGAGCCCAUGGAAGCCGAUUCAGUUGCCUUCAAGCCCGUGUCAGACAAGGAGAGGAAGGAAAAGCCGAAGGCCAGAACUGAGAAGGCCAAGCGCAAAGCAGAAGGCACCGCCACUCCCAAGAAAGACGCUGUGGCAAAACCCACAAAAGCAGCCCCAGAGAAAUCUGAGGCAGAUCGUGAAAAAUCCCCACGGGCUGAGUUUCUGUCCAGAAAAGUGAAGGAGGAGUUACCCAAGGCUGAGAGCAGCAAAUCAUCCUCCCAGAAGGACGAGAAGUCCCUUGGCGCCCCACGGAAAGUGCACCCCCGAGCCACAAAGGAACAUCCAGAGACCAGGUCAGCCAAGGACGAGAAAGCCAAGAAGGAGCCCCCCAAGGAAAUCAAAGUGGAGAAGCAGCCCCCCAGCAAGGAGGAGAAGACCAAGAAGCCCACAGACAGGAGCAAAGCUGUGGAGGCAAAGGCCGAGAAGAGGAAGAGGAAGGUCGAGGAGAAAGCAGAGACGGACCAGGAAGCUGCCACAGCAGCAGGCAAGCCAGACGUCGCGGAGCUGAAGCCCUCGCCCAAGGGCCAAGCGGAGCCUGAGGGGGAAAAGGCAGCCAGGAGCCCUGAAAAAGAGAAGGUGGUUUCACUGGUGGUGCCGGCAAAGAAGAUCAAGCUGAACCGAGAAACCGGCAAGAAGAUUGUCAGUGCUGAGAAUGUGCCCCCUCUCAAAGAGCCCCCUGCUGAGAAGCCCGAGCCCACCAGCAGCAGCAGCAGCAGCAGCAAAGGGAAGGCCGAGAAGACCAAAGGGAAGCUGAAGAGGAAGGUGGUGGCAGGGGACGGAGCCCCCUCCACACUGGUCGAUUAUCCCAGCACCAGCUCUGCUGGAGGCAGCCCCGUGUGGAAGUCGGAAGAGAAACCCGACACCAAGCGAACUGUCAUUAAGACGAUGGAAGAAUAUAACAACGACAUCAUGGCUCCUGCCGAGGACGUCAUCAUCAUGAUCCAGGUGCCUCAGUCCAAAUGGGACAAAGACGAGUUUGACUCGGAGGAGGAAGAGGAAGAGGUGGCGAAGUCAACACAGGUUUCUUCCAUGGUGGGGAAGCCUGCGAGCGUCAUCAAGAACGUCAGCACAAAGCCCCCCGUCAAACACAACGAGAAGGAUCCCGAGCCUUUAGAGAAAAAUCAGAGGGCCUCAAAGGAAUCUGGGCAUGAGAGUUCCCUGCCUGACCCCAAAAGCUCUAAAAAUACGUCUUUGAAUGAGAAAGGGAAAGCGAGGGACCGGGACAGUUCUGCCUCGGACAGAGAGUCUUUGGAGAAAAAGAAGGGCGGGAUCCAGCCAGAGAAGGAUCGCCUUGAGCAAGGAACGGUGAAGAGCAGCUCUUCUCACUCUUCCAAAGAGAGCAGGUCUUCGGAAAAGCCAGACUCCACCCUUGGAUCUUCUGCCAGGGCCUUCACGCCUACUUGGGACAAGAAGUCUGACUGUGACGGCAGCAGAGACCAUUCAGGCUCAAAGCGAAGAGACGAACGGAGUGAGGUCUCCCGGAAGAAAGACUCCCCUUCCCGAAGUCGGGAGCCUGCCUCUUCUGUACAGAAAAAUAAGCUGAGGGACGAGCGGUCAGACCAGGUGAAAAAGGGAGCCAAGGACUCCCGACGGAGCAGCUACAGCCCUCCAAGGGACCGGAGGCCGAGCGACCACAAGGCUGCCUACGAGUCCAAGCACCCAGCAGAACGGCGCAGGUCCCAGGAGAGAGGCUCGGGGAAAGAGAGAGAGAAGGGGCCGUCCUCUGAGACCAGAAGCAACAAAGAGAAGGUGGGUGGUGGGAGCAAGCCGGUGCACAGACGAUGCUCCCCAGAGACAAGAGAGCUGAACGACAAGAGCAUCUCCAAACCAAAGCCUCAGCCAAGCCACUCGACCCGGAUGUCUUCUGACCCGACGAGAGAAACCGACGAGGCUGCCUUUGUCCCGGACUAUAAUGAGAGUGACAGCGACAGCCACACAUCUGCCAAAGAGGACGACUUCCCAGGCAGAAGCUUCCGGGACGGGAAGGAGAAGGCCACCCUCAAACCUCAAGAGCCUGUGGCGGCGGCGGCAGUGCCAGCGGCCCUGCCCGGUGGGAGCAGCCAGAGCAGCCCCAGCGCCAGCCAGAGUCCCUCGGGGAGCCAGGGCCGCAGCAGCAGCGCCAGCUCCGCAGACAGCCAGGACAGCAAGAAGAAGCGCAAGAAGAAGGAGAAAAAGAGGCACAAGAAGCACAAGAAGCACAAGAAGCACAAGAAGCACGCAGGUGUCGAGGCGGAUGCGGAGAGAAGCCAGAAACACAAACACAAGAAGAAGAAGUCCAAGAAGAGCAAAGACAAGGAGAAGGAGCGGGAGGACCAAAAACCCAAGGCGGUGGCUGUGGCCGUCUGAGAGCUGUGUAAAUAGCGCCCCCUGGAGGAGCGGGCAGGCUGCACUUACCUGAUUGCUGCUGGAGUGGAUUUUUACAUCUGAGCUUUAUAAAGUGAACAUUUUGUACAGACUCGUGACUUGUGACCAUGUCAUCUGGGGAGGGAUGGGGAGGGUGUCUGGGAAGGGCAUUGUUUGAUUUGGGUUUUUUUAUUUUUGUUUUUUGCUGGGACAUCUUACUUUUAACCACCAUGGAGUUAGUUUGGGUGGAGUUUACUGUACUGUGAAAACUUUCACAUUAUUUUUUUUUUAAUUGCCUGUCAGGAAACAAAACAAAAAAAAGGAAAUGGCUGGUAUCAGUUCUGAAAUACCAGCCAGAGGACUUGCAAAAUGCAUUUCAGCCCCAUUCUGUAACUUUUGGAUUACAAUAAAAAGAAACACCAAUUUUCAAUAAA
This is a messenger RNA of Sphaerodactylus townsendi, 5994 nucleotides long. It is a transcript of the gene RBBP6, whose product is annotated as RB binding protein 6, ubiquitin ligase. Gene Ontology annotation, biological process: mRNA processing; protein ubiquitination; ubiquitin-dependent protein catabolic process. The record is from RefSeq and is a predicted model, not a curated record. Gene Ontology annotation, molecular function: zinc ion binding; nucleic acid binding; ubiquitin protein ligase activity. Bases 338 to 5563 code for a protein of 1741 amino acids. The transcript is spliced from 18 exons. Gene Ontology annotation, cellular component: nucleus. Lineage: Eukaryota; Metazoa; Chordata; Lepidosauria; Squamata; Sphaerodactylidae.